AGAAAAGGAAUAACAUAGGCCGUAGGCCUUCUGUCCUUACUGCACAAAUCUGAAUCUGAAUAAUCAAUCGUAGUUGAAAAUCUUAGUUCGAACUUCGACCUCUGACAAGGUCAGUGGGUCCGUUCCAUUGGAUCGUCUUAUGUAGUCUGGUAUGAUUUCUCUCUCUGUUUUGUUAGCACUUUUGAUUGGUGGAAAAGAUGACCUGCUUUAUUACAAUGAACACUUCGAAGGCGAAUUGAGUGAUGCACCCCUAGGACGUGUAAUUCCUACGUUGGUGACGUUUUAUAACCAAUAUUCAAGCGAGCCCUACAGAUAUGUGGCAUUUGACGCUAACCAGACAUUACAAACUAAUACAAGGGGUUAUAGAUAUCGUUUCUCUGUUUUGUUGGCCCCCACUAUUUGCCCCAAAUACCAAACGGAAUAUAUAUCUAUUGCGCACUUGGGACCUUGCUCGUUGAAAGUAUAUGGAUAUCAACAAUGCAAUUUCGUUUUAAGCUUUCGAAAGGGUCUACUGUAUGAUGAUAGCACGUUGUACCUUGAAGGUUGUCGAUCUGCUGUCCCGAGAAUGCCUGUAAACCUCGAGUACUUAGGCUUUAAGUUGCCUGCAAACGUGGAGGAGAAAUAUGCACAAUUUAAGUUAACAUAUAGAAAACAGUAUCAUGAGACAGAAGACGAGAUUAGGUUUAAUAUCUUCAAAUCGAAUAUCUUGAAAGCUCAAUUGUAUCAGGUAUUUGAAAGAGGUUCAGCCAUUUAUGGAGUGACACCUUAUUCAGACUUGACAACUGAUGAAUUCGCACGCACUCAUCUAACUGCUUCCUGGGUAGUGUCGUCUAGUACAAAUAAUACACCAAUUUCUCUGGAAAAGGAGGUUAAGAAUAUACCAAAAAACUUCGAUUGGAGAGAAAAAGGCGCUGUAACUGAAGUAAAAAAUCAAGGAAUGUGUGGCUCUUGUUGGGCGUUCUCAACCACUGGUAAUGUUGAGAGUCAGUGGUUCCGCAAAACUGGAAAGUUAUUAUCAUUAAGUGAGCAGCAACUUGUUGACUGUGACGGUUUAGAUGAUGGUUGUAAUGGUGGUCUUCCAUCGAAUGCCUAUGAAUCAAUCAUAAAAAUGGGUGGUUUAAUGCUUGAAGAUAAUUAUCCUUAUGAUGCUAAAAAUGAGAAAUGUCAUUUGAAAGCUGAUAAUGUUGCAGCUUACAUUAAUAGUUCAGUAAAUUUAACUCAAGAUGAAACAGAACUUGCUGCAUGGCUUUAUCAUAAUUCAGCGAUUAGUGUUGGUAUGAAUGCGAUGCUUUUACAGUUUUAUCGACAUGGAAUUAGUCAUCCAUGGUGGAUCUUCUGUUCAAAGUAUCUGCUUGAUCAUGCGGUUUUACUUGUUGGCUAUGGAGUUUCCGAAGAAAAUGAGCCAUUCUGGAUUGUAAAAAACAGUUGGGGUGUUGAAUGGGGUGAAAAAGGUUACUUCCGUGUGUAUCGAGGUGAUGGUACUUGUGGCAUUAAUACUGUUGCUACGUCAGCGUUGAUCUACUAGGGAGUGUGCGUAUAUGUGUUCCUUUUUUCAUCUAAAAACAAUUUAUCUCAUUCCUAACAGAAUCUCAAUUUAAUUCCGUAUUAUUUUGUUGAAAAUACUUUUUUUCAGAUCCUGAUUUAUUUUAAACCUCCACUUCUCUCAUCAUCUGACAUUUUUUUCAUUAAUGAAUAAACUCCACUACGAAUCUCUGUAAAACACCCACUAUUAGUUUCUUUUUAUUUUUGAUGGUGGAUGGGAAGGGGAGAAUAAUCUAUUUUGGACAACUGCCUUUCUAAUUUCAGUAAUCUCAUAAACAUUUUGUAUUAAUUAUUUUUAGAAACAUUAUGCUCAGUGCUUUAGGUCACAAUUUUCUUAAAUAUAAAAUUCAAACAAACACAUUAACGGUGUUUUCUUUAUGCAGAGAUAAAAUUAAAUGCAUCGCAAAUGUUAUCUGUUUUACAUUGAUGGUAUCUAAGUAAGAAAUAGGUUCUUUAUUUGUUUAUUCCGUUUAAAAAAGCGAUUGUUUGUGAUUAUUUUUGGUUGUUUAUUUUGUGAAAUUCCACCGAGUAAUCCAUAUAUAGGGAGCAAUUGUAAUCUAAGCACCGUUGAUAAUUCAUAGCUAAAAAUGUCUAAAUCCCCAGACUCAAUUACAAAAAUUUCAGAAUUGUUUUUCUGAUCAUUCUAGUGUAACUUGCUAUCUUUCAUACCCAGAAAGUUUUGAAGAUACAUAAUUUAGAUUAUUCUGUUACUGUUCAGCAAAGUGACAUUUUAAUCGGUCAGGUUUUACCCUUAAUAAAAUUAGAGUGGGUUAAUAAUCGAUAUUGAUUAGUUGAAAUUGAACUAUGCUUAUCAUCCCCUAAUUUUUCUUACCUGUAACAAAACGUUCAUGGUAAUAAUGUAUAAGGAUGCUGGGUCACACAUUAGUCAGUAGUAUAUGCAGUCUCCUCAGUAAGUGGGCAAAUGGAUGCCAUAAAAGUUUCUUUGACAUAAUUUUGGGUGUGUUGAUCCUAUCUGUUUCGAAAUACUUCCAAUUUGUGGAAGUUCAAUUGUCCCAUCUUCGCUUCUGUCGUUCAUAGUAUAUUCCAAUGUUCCCAGAAACUAGGCUCACCAACAUUAAUUAUCUAAACCCAUGUGUUUUACUGUAGUAGUUUUCAUAGACUAUAUUGUGUUCAUUUAAUCGACAAUCAUCUAGACGAUAACUCAGUGACGAAAACGCGAAAAAUAUCACAUGCGUUCAAUGUUUACAUCAAUAAGGGAAAUCAUUGGUGGUACUGGCCUUGCAUCAUUGUUUCCAGUCUUCAUGGCUCUCACUGGGAUAAUAAUCUAUCAGGAAAGAGCCUUUUACCUCGAUAUUUUAUU
Messenger RNA from Schistosoma haematobium, 2863 nucleotides. RefSeq names its product Cathepsin L (gene CL1). Gene Ontology annotation, molecular function: cysteine-type endopeptidase activity. Bases 152 to 1525 code for a protein of 457 amino acids. Gene Ontology annotation, cellular component: lysosome. The record is from RefSeq and is a predicted model, not a curated record. The transcript has 9 exons. NCBI's taxonomy places the organism in Eukaryota, Metazoa, Platyhelminthes, Trematoda, Strigeidida, Schistosomatidae.